GAGGCGGCUCGGAGCCCGGCCCGCCGCCCGCGCCUCAGACACCCGGCCGCGGCUCGCCGACCUUCCGCGACCGCCGCCCCGCGCCCCUGCCCGGGGGAGUGGGCCUCGGCGCCCCUCUCAGUCCCCGCGACCUCUCGCGCUAGCUCGGGGGACGCGGGGGACUCCGGGGUCCCCCGCCCCACGCCGCCUCGGCUCCUGGCUUGUUUCUCCGGGCUGCCCCCCACCCCCAGCCUCUCCCCCGCCAACCCCCACAUUGUCACAUUCCGGCGCGAAGUGAGCUUCCCGGAUCAGCAGGAUGUACCCCCAGGGAAGGCACCCGGCCCCACUUCAGUCCGGCCAGCCCUUCAAGUUCUCGAUCUUGGAGAUAUGCGACCGCAUCAAAGAGGAAUUCCAGUUCCUGCAGGCUCAGUACCACAGCCUCAAGCUGGAAUGUGAGAAGUUGGCCAGUGAGAAGACUGAAAUGCAGCGACAUUAUGUCAUGUACUAUGAGAUGUCCUAUGGGCUCAACGUUGAAAUGCAUAAGCAGGCCGAGAUUGUGAAGCGCCUCAGUGGCAUCUGCGCUCAGAUUAUCCCGUUCCUCACCCAGGAGCAUCAACAGCAGGUGCUACAGGCCAUGGAGCGUGCCAAGCAGGUGACUGUGGGGGAGCUGAACAGCCUCAUUGGGCAGCAGCAGCUCCAGCCGCUGUCCCACCACGCCCCCCCUGUGCCCCUCACCCCUCGCCCAUCUGGGCUGGUGGGUGGCAGUGCCACGGGGCUGCUGGCCCUGUCCGGAGCACUGGCCGCCCAGGCUCAGCUGGCCGCGGCUGCCAAGGAGGACCGGGCAGGUGUGGAGGCCGAGGGGUCCAGAGCAGUGGAGAGAGCCCCAAGCAGGAGUGCAUCCCCCUCGCCCCCUGAAAGUGUGGUGGAAGAGGAGCAGCCAGGUGGCCCAGGUGGCAAUGGGAAACAGCAAGCUGAGGAAAAAGAUCUGUCAGGACCUUAUGAGAGCGACGAGGACAAGAGUGAUUACAACCUGGUGGUGGAUGAGGACCAGCCUUCAGAGCCCCCCAGCCCAACUUCCACCCCGUGUGGAAAGGCGCCCAUCUGUGUCCCUGCCCGUCGGGACCUUGUGGAAAGUCCAGCCUCCUUGGCCUCCAGCCUCAGCUCACCGCUCCCCAGAGCCAAGGAGCUCGUCCUGAAUGAUCUUCCGGCCAGCACCCCUGCCUCCAAGUCCUGCGACUCCUCCCCGCCCCAGGAUGCAUCCACCCCGGGGCCCAGCUCGGUCAGCCACCUCCGCCAGCUCACUGCCAAGCCAACGCCUUCCACAGACAGUAUUGCCCUGAGGAGCCCCCUGACCCUGUCCAGUCCCUUCACCGCGUCUUUCAGCCUGGGUUCCCACAGCGCACUUAAUGGGGACCUCUCUGUGCCCAGCUCCUACGUCAGCCUCCACCUGUCCCCCCAGGUCAGCGGCUCUGUGGUAUAUGGACGCUCCCCCAUGAUGGCAUUUGAGUCUCACCCACAUCUCCGAGGGUCGUCCAUCUCCUCCUCCCUGCCCACCAUCCCUGGGGGAAAGCCGGCCUACUCCUUCCACGUGUCUGCGGACGGGCAGAUGCAGCCUGUGCCCUUCCCAUCGGAUGCACUGGUGGGCGCCGGCAUCCCACGGCAUGCGCGGCAGCUGCACACGCUGGCUCACGGCGAGGUGGUCUGCGCAGUCACCAUCAGUGGCUCCACGCAGCACGUGUACACGGGAGGCAAGGGCUGCGUGAAGGUGUGGGAUGUCGGCCAGCCUGGCGCCAAGACACCAGUGGCCCAGCUGGACUGCCUGAAUCGGGACAAUUAUAUUCGUUCUUGCAAGCUACUGCCAGAUGGCCGGAGCCUUAUUGUGGGCGGUGAGGCCAGCACCUUGUCCAUUUGGGACCUGGCAGCGCCGACCCCCCGCAUCAAGGCCGAGCUGACCUCUUCAGCCCCCGCCUGCUACGCCCUGGCUGUCAGCCCCGACGCCAAGGUCUGCUUCUCCUGCUGCAGUGACGGCAACAUCGUGGUCUGGGACCUGCAGAACCAGACCAUGGUUAGGCAGUUCCAGGGCCACACGGAUGGUGCCAGCUGUAUUGACAUUUCUGACUAUGGCACUCGGCUCUGGACAGGGGGCCUGGACAACACCGUGCGCUGCUGGGACCUGCGGGAGGGCCGCCAGCUGCAGCAGCAUGACUUCAGCUCCCAGAUUUUUUCCCUGGGCCACUGCCCCAACCAGGACUGGCUGGCCGUCGGCAUGGAGAGCAGUAAUGUUGAGAUCUUGCACGUCCGCAAGCCGGAGAAGUACCAGCUGCACCUCCAUGAGAGCUGUGUGCUGUCCCUGAAAUUCGCCUCCUGCGGGCGGUGGUUCGUGAGCACCGGGAAGGACAACCUGCUCAAUGCCUGGAGGACGCCCUAUGGAGCCAGCAUUUUCCAGCCAACAGGCCACGCUGGCUCACAGCCUGUGUCCCUUCUCAUUGUGGUGAACGAUGACAAAGUCUGGGAGCGUCACCGUCUCUAACUGCACAGUUUGGUGGUAUUAAAUAUUCACGCUGUCGUGCCACACCCUGUCAGCACCUACCCUCCUCCUUCCAUCUCCGUGGCUCUGACUCCUCCGGGGCCUCCUAGGACUGGGACCCCACGGUGUUUGCCCUUUUGUGUCUGGGCUCUCACCGAGUGGAAUGUCCUCAAGGUUCAUCUGUUUCGUAGUAGGUGUCAAAACUUCCUUCCUUUUUAAAGCUGAAAAGCCCCGGCUGGGCAGCGUAAUUGGUUAGAGCAUUGUCCCGGUACACCAAGGUUGUGUGUUCAGUCCCCGGCAGGGCACACAUGAGUCAACCAAUGAAUGCAUAAGUAAGUGGAACAGCAAAUCGAUGUUUCUCUCUCCCUUCCUCCCUCCCUCCCUCUCUCUCAAAUCAGUAAAUUUUAAAAAGUUAUUAAGGCCGAAUAACACUCCAUUGUAUGAACAGACCACACAUGACCCAUUCAUCUGUGGACGGUCACUCAGUGGUUCCCACCUUUUGGCCGCUGCGAGUCACGCUGCUGCGCACCUCCACACACGUGUUUCCGCGUGGGCGCGUUUUCACUUCUCCCGGGCGUCUGUCUGGGAGUGGAGCCGCCGAUAACAAUUCAGUCUUCGUGGGAACUGCCAGGCCAUUCUCCAAAUUUUCCAUUCCCAUCAGCAGCACAGGAGGGUUCAAAAUUCUCCUCAUCCUCAGCAACACUUACUAUUGUGUUGUGUUUAUUGUAGUCAUCCCAGUGGGCGCGGAGUGGUUUUCACAUUUUAAAGGAUUGUUGAAAUAAGAAUGUGAGGCUGAUUUAUUUGCCCUCUGGACUUGUUUUCUGUCCUCAUCAUGGACAUGCCCACUGAGUUUAGAGAGGGGGAAGGGGCGAAAGGGAGAGGGGGAGAGACACUGAUCGGCUGCUUCCCGCACACACCUCGGCUGUGGACCAAACCCGCAACCGAGGUGUGUGCCGGGAAUCACACCUGCGACCCCUCCACCCACGGGAUGGCACUCCAGCCGACGGAGCCACACCGGCCAGGGCUGGCCUCUGGGCGUACUGGCUGAUGACUGACUGACCUGUUUUGCCAUGUAUAAUGUAGUCCCGUGCAUAAGGCACACCCACGUUUUU
This is a messenger RNA of Phyllostomus hastatus (greater spear-nosed bat), 3618 nucleotides long. It is a transcript of the gene TLE2, whose product is annotated as TLE family member 2, transcriptional corepressor. The record is from RefSeq and is a predicted model, not a curated record. Gene Ontology annotation, biological process: negative regulation of canonical Wnt signaling pathway; regulation of DNA-templated transcription. The transcript is spliced from 20 exons. Bases 296 to 2509 code for a protein of 737 amino acids. Gene Ontology annotation, molecular function: protein binding; transcription corepressor activity. Gene Ontology annotation, cellular component: nucleus; transcription regulator complex. NCBI's taxonomy places the organism in Eukaryota, Metazoa, Chordata, Mammalia, Chiroptera, Phyllostomidae.